GCGCAAAUGAGUCCGGCAACUCAACAUGUACCUAUAAUAGGCGCCUUGUGUAAGACACUGGCCAAUCUAUCAUGGUUCCAGCCACUCGGUGUCGGAGGUUCAACACUGAAUUGCCCUGGCUUUUUUUCGCAUAAACCGUGACCGCCAUCAUGAAGUCACUUCACAUCGGCCUUGGCUGUGCCCUUCUUGCCAGUGGUGCCCUGUCCCAGUUCCUCGAACCGCCUCCCACCACCGCAGACCCCAACACACUUCCCGAAUGCACCUGGUGGCAUGUUGCCGUCGCCGGCGACACUUGUGAGGAGCUGAGCGCCGCCUGGGGGCUCACAGUAGCCACACUCACCAAGUGGAAUCCUUCGCUCGCCAGCGGUUGCAACUUUGUCGUGGGCAACUCAUACUGCAUCGAGAAGAACUAUGGUCUUCCUGAUCCCGAACCCACAACAAGCACAUCGGCGGCGCCGCCCACCACUACUGGGAAUGGCGUGGCAACGCCCAAGCCCAUCAGUGACGGCAUGACCACCACCUGCAACAAAUUUCACUUGGUUGUCAAGGGCGACGGCUGCGCCUCUAUCCUUCAGAAGUAUGGCAUUAGCUUCGACCAGCUGUUUGUCUGGAACCCUGCUAUUGGGAGCAACUGUGAGAUGCUCCAGCUGGGUGUGAACUACUGCGUGGGUUUGAUCGGAGGGACACCCGUCACUUCGACGCCACCAACCAUCACCACGCCCACCAACGGUGUUGUGACGCCCACACCAAUCCCGGACGACACGGUCAAGAACUGCAACAAGUUCCACCUCGUCGUCAAGGGGGAUGGCUGCACGGCCAUCACUACGCAGUACGGCAUCAGCUUCGCCCAAUUCUAUGCCUGGAAUCCAGCCGUCGGGAGCAACUGCGAGCUGCUCCAGCUGGGCGUCAACUACUGCGUGGGCUUGAUCGGGGGCUCGCCCAUCACCUCGGCACCACCGACCAUCACUACCCCCGCCAACGGCAUCGUCACCCCUUCGCCGAUCCAGGACAACAUGACCACGAACUGCAACAAGUUUCAUCUCGUCGUCAAGGGCGAGGGGUGCAGCAGCAUCGGGACCUUGUAUGGUAUUUCCUUUGCGCAGCUCUUCAGCUGGAACCCGGCCAUCGGCAGCAACUGCGAGACGCUGCAGCUCGGCACGCACGUCUGCGUCGGCGUCAUCGGCGGCGCCACCACUACCACAACCCCGGGGCCUUCGCCGACAACAUCCAGGCCGGGCAACGGCAUCGUCACCCCGACACCCAUCCGGGAAGGAACCACGCCCAACUGUACCCAAUUCCACUUUGUUGUCAAGGGUGAUGGCUGUGCAUCCAUCCAGCAGAAGUAUGGCAUUAGCUUCGACCAGCUGUUCGCCUGGAACCCUGCGGUGGGCUCCAACUGUGAGGGCCUGUGGCUUGAUACGUAUGUCUGUGUGAAAGCCACGGGCGGGCCAACUGCGCCGCCGACCAUGACAACGAGGACAACCAGCACGUCGACUACUAGUACUCGCGGAAAUGGAGUCGCGACUCCGACGCCGACGCAGCCGGGCAUGGUGACCAACUGCAAAACCUUCCACAAGGUCGUGAAGGGUGAUGGGUGCCAGGCGAUAGCGGAUCGGUACAAGAUCACCUUGGCCAACUUUAAGAAGUGGAAUACUGCCGUGGGGACGAACUGUGAGUUGAUGUGGUUGGAUGCGUAUGUUUGUGUUGGGGUGCUUUAGAGUUUAGAUGAUGAGUUCUUGGAACAAGGGGAAGGAGCGUGGGACGGUGGGAGAAAGAGCGGCAUGCAAAUUCCAGGAUUUCUAGUCUCUGUAGUAAUGGAGUUCCAACUUCCAUCUCUUGAAGCAUAAUAUAACGCACCUUCCUUAUCCAUUUCUGAAACCAAUUCUCCGGGUUUCCCGCCAACUACCGGUAGUAGCGUUGGGAAUUGAAAUUCGCCAAUCCCGGGAUUUCCGGCGUCGC
Canariomyces notabilis is the source of this 1959-nucleotide messenger RNA. RefSeq names its product carbohydrate-binding module family 50 protein. Lineage: Eukaryota; Fungi; Ascomycota; Sordariomycetes; Sordariales; Chaetomiaceae. The record is from RefSeq and is a predicted model, not a curated record. The transcript has a single exon. The coding region runs from base 150 to 1718 and encodes 522 amino acids.